AUGGAAGUUAAUGAACAUAAAAGGAAAAUAGCAAACCUUUGUCGAUUUUGUGGCAAGACCACCAAAUUAAAAAGUGCAAAAGCCAAAGGUAACUUCAAGAAUGAGUUUGCAACAGGUUAUGGCAUUGUUAUUGAAGAAGACAAUGACUUCAUACAUCCACCAUGUGUUUGUCUGUCAUGUGUGAGACAUUUUUAUCGCUUAAGAGAUUCAGCUUCAAGAGGAGAACUUACUUCUUCUUUGAGUAAUACUCCAUGUUCUUGGAAGCCUCACACAGAAGAAAGCUCAUGCAUUUGCAACAAAAAAAAGGGAGACCAGGUCUGA
Molecule: messenger RNA, 321 nt
Organism: Porites lobata
Lineage: Eukaryota; Metazoa; Cnidaria; Anthozoa; Scleractinia; Poritidae
Source: the annotation of a GenBank genome assembly